Salvelinus namaycush (lake trout) is the source of this 2026-nucleotide messenger RNA. RefSeq names its product ephrin-B2a-like. Lineage: Eukaryota; Metazoa; Chordata; Actinopteri; Salmoniformes; Salmonidae. The record is from RefSeq and is a predicted model, not a curated record. Gene Ontology annotation, molecular function: ephrin receptor binding. Gene Ontology annotation, biological process: blood vessel morphogenesis; axon guidance; ephrin receptor signaling pathway. The transcript has 5 exons. Gene Ontology annotation, cellular component: plasma membrane. The coding region runs from base 798 to 1799 and encodes 333 amino acids.
GCAGCAUUCAAGCGUUCAAGCAUCGCUAUACGUUUUCGCCCAAAGCAUUUCUUUCGGAUCUGCAGGACUCAAACCACAGCAGUUCAUUUGUAACCGAAAUGGACCCCAUAGUAUGACAACUUUCAGUUGACUUGAUUUGUUUUGUUUUUUUCAUUGUCAUAUUUGAUAUCUAUUUUUCUUCAUCCGAUAUCAUUGAUUUUUCUUAAUUUUUCUACUCUCAUCCACAAUUCAUUGGCAGCCAGUUUUGCUCACGAACACCCAGCUCUAAAGGGAAUAUUGUAUCUCGAGCCGAUCUCUCUCUUUCUGUCUUUCCUGCUGCUAUUCGAGAGGAGCUCGCGCACUUUGGAUUGGUACCUUGACUGGUUUACCAAGAACCGGAACAAACGGGGGAUUUAUUCUUUGCUUCUGCGCUUGUGGAAGUGGACAACGGCGGUGACAGGGUCGCCGUUCCGUCGUGAGGAAUGUACCCUGUGCUCAGGUCGGCUCGCUGAGGGAGAAUAUUAACGCGCUAUCUUUUUCUUCUCUCUGAAUGAAAGACUGCUUUUGCACCUUUGGUUUUGUAUUCCCGAGGUGCUUGAAUAAAGGGACUAACUCGGCAGCAGGAGAUCAUCUUGGAGAUGCACUACAUUUGAUUGGUUUUACGCAUUCACUAUUUCGUCCCUUUUUUUUCUUCUUCCAUUUUCAGAUCGUGAUAUAGAGUUUAAUUGCCUCAGUCAUUCUCUUGGGCGUUUCACGUCUCUCUUUUUUUGGACAUAUAAUUUCGGAUCGGAUUGUAAUCCUCCCGAAAGACCGUAAUAAUGGGGGACUCGAUGUGGAGAUAUUAUUUAGGAGUUUUGUUUAUUGCGUGCAAGGUGAUCUUGACCAGGGCGAUAAUUAUGGACGCCAUAUAUUGGAACACAACAAAUACAAAAUUCGUGCCAGGACAGGGCUUGGUGUUGUACCCUCAGAUAGGGGAUAAGUUGGACAUAGUGUGCCCACGUGUGGACGCAGUAGCUGAUGGGGUGGAGUAUUACAAGAUCCACAUGGUUCCCAGGGAGCAGCUGGAGAGCUGCAUCAUCACCAAGGCCGACACGCCGCUGCUCAACUGUGUGAAGCCCGAUCAGGACGUCAAGUUCACCCUGAAGUUUCAGGAGUUCAGCCCCAACCUGUGGGGCCUGGAGUUCUUCCGAGGACAUGACUACUACAUCAUCUCAACCUCUAAUGGCACCAUGGAGGGGCUUGAGAACCAGGAGGGAGGAGUUUGCAAGAUGAAAUCCAUGAAGAUAAUCAUGAAAGUGGGACAAAAUCCCUCUGAUCCUGUCUCACCCAAAGACAAAGACCACCCCACCAGAUACCCUCCCAAGCAGCCCGACACAGUGGGAGAAGACUCCUACAAACCAAACCAAGUGCUGGAGAAGACAGAUUCGUCGUACAGGGAGGGCGAGGGCGACCAGGGGCCGGGCGGUAAAUCCUCCAGCAUCAUCGGCUCCGAGGGGGCCCUGUUAGCAUGCAUCAUCUCGGGCAGCGUCAUCUUCAUCGUCAUCAUCAUCAUGCUGGUCCUGCUGUUGCUCAAGUACCGGCGGCGGCACCGCAAGCACUCUCCGCAGCACGGCACCACGCUGUCCCUCAGCACACUGGCCACGCCCAAACGGGGCAACAACAAUGGCUCGGAGCCCAGUGACAUCAUCAUCCCUCUCAGGACUUCAGACAGCGUCUUCUGCCCGCACUACGAGAAAGUGAGCGGGGACUACGGUCACCCGGUGUACAUCGUUCAGGAGAUGCCCCCUCAGAGCCCUGCCAACAUCUACUACAAGGUCUAAACUCACCUCCCUGGCAGGGCGCUUUUUGGAUUGGUCCCUCCUUUCCCAUCUCUCUGUUAUUGUUCUUGUUGUUUUUACAGAAACGUUACUAUUGUGGUUAUUAUUCCUUGUUGUUGGGAUUCGUUGGAGAACACAAAAAGAAAAGCUGCUCGCUGGGGAUUUUUGGGGGAAUACCUCCUAUCCGCUCCUUUUCUCUCCCAGCAGCUUGCGUGUUUGUGUGUCUGGAC